UGGCGUUUUCUCACGACUUCACACAAAAUUCAAAUGCUACCUCAAUUUCAAAGUUUUGUCCGGUACGGUCCCUCAUAAAAUGUCGGUCCCAGCUUCAUCCUUGGGCUUUCGCUCAAAAUGUUCCACAGAGCAUCCCAACACUUCACCAUUUUGUUCUGGGCAGUUCUGUGUUAUACAGUCACGCAGCGUGGUAUGUCUCUGUACUCGCAUCGUAAUAUCCAGCUUGACGUUACGCUGCUUUCAAAAUUGGGCAUUGCUUCUAGCUCUCGUCCUCAGGGGACAUGAAACGGGUUGGAUCUGUACAAAUUUCGAUUCGUUUUGUCCCGCAACACAGUGCGCUUUCGAGUCGUUCCUUGUGUAAACACCCAACAUUACCGUCCGUCCGCAGUUGAUGGCGUUAAUAGAAUUGGCGCCAUCAUAAACGAUAGCUAUCGGAGUUUCGUUGUGCUCACUUCGAAAGCAGCCUUCUAGAGAAACUCAAGAUGACAUGGAAGCACCCAAGGAACCACAGCAAAGUCCAAAUGGCGUAGUGACAUGUUUUAGCAUUCAGCAAAGUUCUUUUUGGCCGUUCUGCUGCACUGGUCCUCAAGACAUUGCCGCACAUAACUAGUAUUAUCUCUUUCAGGCAGUGUAGACAAAGGUUCGACUUUCGUGCAUCAGGAUAUCUUCGUCUGACAACAAUAAGUAUCGUGACAUGUUGCCAUGCAUGAUUGACAGAUUCGAGUAGACGGGUGCGUUACGUCCAGUCCAUCUGCCUACACGGCCUUGAUCUACUGAAUAGCAUAUGCAAUGCCGUUCUUGAUGAUAUUAGAAUUCAUGAACAUUCGGGAAUUCAGCAUUGUCCGAUGCUGUUGUAUAUGAGGGUUCUGCAUCCCCCUCAGAUCUUGCAUCUUCCAAGAAACAACAGGCCUUGUAAUGUCGGACGCUAAUAUUACAUAUAACUCCCUUCCGAACCCACUCGCUCCUGCAGCUUGGUUGUCUCCCAAUCUUGCUCUUCAAUACGAGGUGGCAAAGGGCGUCUUUUGGAUUGUACUAGGAGCAUGGACGUGGGACUUGUUAACGGCUGUGGGUGAUGACAUCCAAAUGUUUCGAAACAGCAAGCUUGAAGCUGCGUUCAACUAUGCCGUCUAUGUCUUGUCUCGCAUCUUUACUUUCGGCUUCAUCCUGGGGUCUCUCAUAUUUGAGUGUGGGCUGACCGCCCACCAAGACUGUCUUGUCCCUUUUAAUGUUCUUGCUUGGUUCGGGACCUGCGCGAUUCCCUCCAAUUCCCUCCUCUUCUUCCUUCGGGUGCGGGGCGUAUUUUUUCACGACCGCUGGAUCGUUGCCGGCUUUUUCGUCCUUUGGCUCUCCACUCUGUCUGCCCUGGUGGAACCUUUCGGAUUCAAGACAGGUCAUAUAGGUCCAACACCAUACUGCCUCAUUGCCGAUGUCGCCAAAUUCACUUCGGCUGGUUAUAUCGCUGUCGCGAUAUUCGAUACUUCGGUGUUCGUGGGCAUCUCUCUCCGAAUGCUGUCGAACAGCAUAGAACAGACGUGGCGAGGACGUUUCAAAAUGUUUUUCAGCGGCCGGUGUACGGGAAAGGUUUCGAGAGCCCUGCUCCAGACCGGACAAUUGUAUUACUUGGUUACAGUCUGGGUGAAUCUCGUUUUGACGGUAAUCCUCCUGAUGUCAUUGAUUUCCCCAACGUCCGAAGCUAUGUUCACCGUGCCCAAUAUCGCCUUACAAAAUGUAAUGGCAUGCAGGGUAUUUCGGCUCUUGAAGCUCGGCUACAUCCAGAAAGAUGCUACUAUUCGGGAAGACGCUCCGUUAGCCUUACCCGGUGGGAGAAUUCUUACUUUUGGUCGAACCCCAUGCCUUAUCUCGACAAUCCCAAAUACACAAGAAAACACUUUGGGACCUGUCGGAGAUGAGGCCGAGGAAAUGGGGUCGACUGUAACCAAUCACGACUCCCAGCCCGAAACACCCUUGAAUUCGCAUACUCAAGGAGUUUCAAAUGUUCGACAAGUCAAGGAGAAGAGGGAUCCUGUUGAUAUGGUUUAGUCCUUAGUCAGUCAGCUAUACGAAACAUGAAUUAGGAGGGGCAAAUGGACAGUAUGGACAUCGAAUUUUUCUCUUCCAUAUGUAGUGCUCGACCUAUCGCCCAGUAGCAGAAUUUCAGUUUCUAGACAGUCGCGAGGGAGUUCCUCAAGCUAAUUGUAUAUGCUCAGUUUGAGUCUAGCCCAAGUCUUAUGUACAUGUACCACUUAAAUGGAACUUGAAUCUAACAGAACAUUAGGUUGGUAUACAGUUAGUCUAGGUCACAAUGAUAUUCCC
Messenger RNA from Somion occarium, 2313 nucleotides. NCBI's taxonomy places the organism in Eukaryota, Fungi, Basidiomycota, Agaricomycetes, Polyporales, Cerrenaceae. The record is from the annotation of a GenBank genome assembly.